Messenger RNA from Ziziphus jujuba (common jujube), 1680 nucleotides. Its product is annotated as pathogenesis-related protein P2-like. NCBI's taxonomy places the organism in Eukaryota, Viridiplantae, Streptophyta, Magnoliopsida, Rosales, Rhamnaceae. Bases 130 to 648 code for a protein of 172 amino acids. Gene Ontology annotation, biological process: defense response to bacterium; defense response to fungus. The record is from RefSeq and is a predicted model, not a curated record. Gene Ontology annotation, molecular function: RNA nuclease activity. The transcript has 2 exons.
ACAAGGCUAGUCUAGUAAAUUUCCAAAUGGGGUCCUCACUGUCUAUAAAUUGAAGCCAUUUUCUGCCACAAAUCCUCAAAAUAUCUCAACCUCAACCAUUUAGUAGUAAUAAUUACAGAGAAAAAGAUCAUGGAGAAGAUGAGCGCUUUGGUGGUGUUGAUGAUGUGCAUGGUGGCAAGUACUAGUGCGCAGAGUGCGAGCAAUGUGAGAGCAACAUACCAUUUGUACAAUCCACAGAACAUCAAUUGGGACUAUAACGCUGCCAGCGUCUACUGCGCAACCUGGGACGCCAACAAGCCCUUGGAAUGGCGUAGGCAAUAUGGAUGGACUGCAUUUUGUGGACCUGUUGGGCCUCGUGGCCAGGAGUCUUGUGGCAAGUGCUUGAGGGUGACCAACACAAGGACACAAGCCCAAGUAACGGUGAGAAUUGUGGAUCAGUGCAGCAAUGGUGGGCUAGAUUUGGAUGUGAACGUGUUUAAGGGAAAUUUGGCCCAAUGUCCUUCUUUCAAGGCUUCUAAUGAAAUAUACCCCUCAUUUCUUAGUUUUUUUUUAUCUGCCCCUGCUUCCCAUUUUAUCUCCAAUGAAAGUAAAAAAUUACUUUAUUUUUCUGUCUUCAUUCCUUCAGUCCGAGAAACCCAGAGUCUUUAGUUUCUGCACUCGGCUUUUCUAUUUUUCUUCAUCCCCCAGAAAACCCACACACAAUCUCAUUAAGAAAAAAAAAAAAAUUGGUGCUCCAUCUCCCUGCAUCUCUGACCUCUUCUCUUGCAAACAUAUGAAAGACUAAGGAAAAAUUGUGUUUGAGAUAAGGAUCUGUGUAUUUUGAUUGGUUUUUUUUUUUUUUUUUUUUUUUUUUUUUAAGCUUGGGUUUUUGCUUGAUUGGUGAAAGGUGAAGACGAUGAUUGGAAUGGAGGAAACUAGUCGAAAUCAAGUAGUAGUAGUAGUAGUAGGUUAUACAAUUUAGUGGGGUGAUUAAAUAUUAUUAGUAUGCUUUAGGGUCAGUUUCUAUAUUGCUUUAAGGUCAGAAACACUUCACAAGUGUUUGUUGAAUUUUCUGAUUGCAACAGAAUAUUAAAGGAAAUUGAAAGAGAAGAAAACCCAAAAAAACAAAAUUGAAGAAUAAGUAGCAAGCAGUUAUGGUUAAAAUCUGCUUCAAAUGUUGAAUCAUUUGUUUUCUUGUUUAUAUGACACUCACCAUCCUACUAGAUAUCAUAAUUUAAUUACAUAACUUUAUUUUGAUUUUAUGUUGGUUUCUUGUUUAUGGUUAUGAAGGUGAGCGGUAGUUUUGCAGAGGAGUUUCACUUGGAAAGCUUGCAGCAUCAAAUAGAAAGUGAUCUUAUGCCAAGUGCCCGAUGUGACCAAAGUGAUUCUUAUGGUAUCCUUUUAGUUAUAUGUUCUAUGGCGAAUUAUAUAAGUUAACUUCUUUUUUUUUUUGUUUACAAUUAGUUAAUAUUUAAAAAAGAUGUUAUACCUGCUAUAUGGACCAUGAGGUAUACUAUCUAUGUUGUUUAGUUUGCCUUAAUUUCUUUCUGUUUAGUUUUUAGCCAAGGUUGGAAUUUCUUAGGCUUGGCUGGUGGAACAUUAUUAAUUUUCAAGUUGAUUACAAAUAUGCAGUUGGGGAUAGGAUAGGUGAACUGUCUUAUACUUACUCCUAUUUUAUGAAUUUGAGGUGGGUUGCGGAGA